CUGGCUGACGCGUCCUGGAGCGGAAAAAAAAAAAACAGAAGAAGAAGAAGACGGGAGUGAGCGAUCGUGCCGGCGGGGAACGCUUCUGACGCGCUCGCCUCAGACAUACAGUAUAUUCUCAUUCUAUAUAUAUAUAUUUUUUUAAUAAGAUCUUUCGAAGGAGUUUGGGUGAUUUCGCGACGAGGAUUGGCGACAAUCUGAGGAAAGUUGAAUGGAUAUAUGCUGGCUGCGGUCGGCGGAUGGUGCGCAUCGUUCCCCGUGUGCAGCACUCUGCAGCAUCCACAGCGAUCACUGCAGCCCGCAGACUGAAAACCUCUGACUCUCACAUCACAGGAGCAGGAUCCGAAUGAAGUUUCAACAUGAAGCAACCCAAGGUGGAUGUUACUAGCACCUUGCUCCAUCUCUUCCGGACCUGCCGCUCCAUCUGUUUGACAACGCGCUCAAAGUAGCUCCUGGUUGACGGCGACAAUGGAGGAGAGCAAGCUCAUCUUCAGUCUGGACCGCCGCGAUGAAGGCCCCAUUGUGGCCUUUUCCAAAGACAAACCACCGGGCAGGGAGAGCCAGCCUGACCUCACGCUCGGGAUAGAUUUGGACCUGAGCCACCGCUCCCAGCCCCCCUUCCUGCCUCACUCCCCCUCAUCCCCUGGCUCUUUAGCUGAUUUGUCGGCGUCAUCAGCAGGCCUGCUCGUCACCACCAACCUGGUCAAAUCCUCCUCUACAGACCUGGAGCCGAGCGAGAGCGGCUCUCUGCGGAGCAAACCGCUGCUCAGCCUGGUCAAGUCCCUGAGCACCGAGAUUUCCCGCCGGGUUGAGCCAGAAGUUAACCUCUCUAAGUCAGACUCCAAGCUGCAUUUGCAUCCCUGGAAGCAGCUUACGCACCCGAGGAUCCCCGAGGCCAGGCCUGAAGCAGUGGAACUGAGUGAGAAAGAAUACUGGGAAUCGUCUCCCUCCGUGCCUCCUGCUGAGCCCCGGGGCAGCUCGCUGAUCGCGGAGCUGGAGGACACACGGAGGAAGUUCUCUGAGGCCAUGCAGGACCCGCUGAGCAUGCUGAGUAAGAUCAUGGGGGACGAAAGCUCCGGCAGCCCCAAGCAGGGGAGGGCCUCCAGUGCUGGAGACUCACCGGCCUCCCAAGGCAGCUGCGGAAGAGACUGGGGCGGCGAAGAUAUUGAACUGAAGUGCCGGAGGAGGGCUGAUGGUGAGCACAGAGGUGUGUGCGACAGUCCUCUGAGAAGACUCCAACAGAACUCCUUAAUAAAGUCCUCCGUCUCCCCAGAACACCACAGCAGAGACAGCCAGUUGGAAAUCCGCACUUACGGGGAUGUGAUCCAGGUGGUGGAGCUCCAGAACGGAUCCGGAGGGUCCCAUCAUAGAACUUACCCCCAGUCACGAGUCACGGUGCCCGGCUCAUCACUGCCUCUCCACUGGCUCUUCCCUGUGGGUCUUCUAGCUUACGGUUUCUUUGUGUUGCCGCUGCCCUCCUAUGUGACAGGUCUGUCUGUGGGGGUGGCGUGUGGCUUCAUGUUGGGCCUGGUGGUGGUGUUCAUGUUCGCCCCGCGACGCUCAUCCGCAAGACGCAACAAGGGCUCAUGUUGGAGCAAAUCAAGCCCUCUGAACACGGAUCCACUGGAUGGGGAGCUCACGGAUACAGAAAUCCUUGAGGGCUGGAUGAAUGAGACACACAGCUACGACCCUGAGACUUUCCACCCCUCCAUCACUCACUCUGUCUACGUCACCCUGGAGGGCAGCCGGCUGCGCCUGGCGUACCCACGUGCCAACAUCCCCCGGUGGGCAGGGUUCGAGGAGGCGCCCCACGAAGCCUCAUUUUUGCGUUCACGUGCUUACCAGCUGGCUAACUGUAAGGUGUCUCUGUUGCCGCCUGGUUUGGCUCGCAAGAGGGUCUGGAACAAGAAAUACCCCGUCUGCCUGACUCUGGCCGAGGGGGAGGCUGUUGAGGAGAGCGUGGUUGAAGGGCAGGAGGAGGAGGAAAAGGCAGAGCGGCACGUCAUGGUUGCGGACCACCAGCUGCCCGUCACCCUGUACCUGUUUGGCCGCACAGGAAGAGAGAAGGAGGAGUGGUUCCAGCACUUCCUGUCCGCCUCGCGGGCUGGAGCCAAGGGCAGCGUGAGCGGGGAGGAGAGCUCGGAAACAUUGUGCGCUGGAGAGGCUAUAAAAGAAAACACAGAGGGAUUGCCUGACUUGCCCGGAGCUAUGAAAACAAGGACGCUUUUAGACUACAGCACCUACAUGACUCAACUGCUCGUCUCCGAAAGUUGCAAUCCCGCCACCAGCCCCUGCCAAAGCGACAAGGGAAGCCCUACAACCAACAAGAAGAUUCACAACGAAGAGCAUGGAUCUGGAGGUCAAGCUGGAGCUGAGCCCAGCACGAGUCCAGGAUCAGAGGGAUGCUCUGCAGAGGGCCAGCCCACGUGGGUGAACUCCCUGGUGGGAAGGAUCUUCUGGGACUUUCUCAGAGAGAAGUACUGGACCGAUCAGGUGGCACACAAGAUCCAGAAGAAACUGAGCAAGAUCAAGUUGCCGUACUUCAUGAAUGAGUUGACACUGGCUGAUCUGGACAUGGGCACGUGUCUGCCUCAAGUCCUCAGCACCUCCAAGCCUACACUGGACCGCAGAGGCUUGUGGCUGGAGCUGGAGGUGGUGUACACAGGCUGCCUUCAGAUGACCCUGGAGACUAAGAUGAACCUCUGCAAGCUGGGCAAAGACGCAGAGGACGAGGCUCACAGCGCUCCAGAGACGCAGCAAGUUGGCUCCAAGCCCAGGCUGUGUGUCCUGGCCGACAGUGAUGAAGAGUCGUCCAGCGCAGGCUCGUCCGACGAAGAGGAAGCCCCCCCCUCUGAGCCGCAGGGGUCUCCGGGAGACAAGAGCACAGCAGGAGCAGCUGAAGGGCACACCGGUGGCAGCACAAGCAGGAAGAUCUUGAGGUUCGUGGACAAGAUAGCGAAGUCCAAGUACUUCCAGAAAGCCACGGAGAACGAGUACAUCAGGAAGAAGAUUGCCGAGGUGUCCAACAUGCCUCUGAUGCUCAGCGUCGAGGUCCUGGAGCUCUCUGGAACUCUGGCCGUCAACAUCCCACCUCCCCCAACUGACAGGAUAUGGUACAGUUUCCGGGUGCCACCCAGAUUAGACCUUCAUGUGCGCCCCACUCUUGGGGAGAGGGAGGUCACCUUCACUCAUGUCACUGAGUGGAUUGAGAAGAAACUGCAGUGCGAGUUCCAGAAAGUGUUUGUCAUGCCAAAUAUGGACGAUCUGUAUCUGCCCCUGAUGACGUCUGGCCUGGAUAACCCACCCGCAUCCCACCAAUCCUCGAUCCACUCAUCCCAUCAGUCCUCUAUGGAGUCCCAGGAUUACCUGUCAGAGUAG
Acanthopagrus latus (yellowfin seabream) is the source of this 3378-nucleotide messenger RNA. Its product is annotated as testis-expressed protein 2-like. Gene Ontology annotation, molecular function: lipid binding. The transcript has 12 exons. Bases 469 to 3378 code for a protein of 969 amino acids. Lineage: Eukaryota; Metazoa; Chordata; Actinopteri; Spariformes; Sparidae. The record is from RefSeq and is a predicted model, not a curated record. Gene Ontology annotation, cellular component: endoplasmic reticulum.